Messenger RNA from Octodon degus (degu), 1002 nucleotides. Its product is annotated as chymotrypsinogen B-like. Gene Ontology annotation, biological process: proteolysis. The transcript has 9 exons. The record is from RefSeq and is a predicted model, not a curated record. Lineage: Eukaryota; Metazoa; Chordata; Mammalia; Rodentia; Octodontidae. The coding region runs from base 1 to 1002 and encodes 333 amino acids. Gene Ontology annotation, molecular function: serine-type endopeptidase activity.
AUGACCGAAGAGAGUCGUGCCAAGCAUGGACCAGGCACUGGCAGCCUGGCGCUGGCUCUGCCCUCUUCUGCUCCAGUUUGUUCCCAUAUUGGUAAAGUUCCAUUUACUCACAAAGACCUCAGCCCAUCAGACGAAGAGUGGAGACCCCACAGUGGCUCCUGGUGGCCGUGGCUACAUGAUCUGGGGCAAUGCCAAGUGGGAGGCUGGUACAUGGCUGAGAACCUGCUGGAGUGCGGGGUCCCCGCCAUCCCUCCUGAGCUGAGUGACCUGUCCAGGAUUAUCAAUGGCCAGGAUGCGGUUCCCGGAUCAUGGCCAUGGAUGGCAUACCUACAAGUGAUAAAGGGUGAAGAUGUCUACCAAUGUGGGGGCUCCCUCAUCUGCAAGCACUGGGUGAUCACUGCUGCCCACUGCUCCGUUGAGACAACUGACAAGGUGUUUCUUGGGGUGUAUGACCUGAGAGCUCCUGAUAAGCACUGGCAAGAACUGGAUGUUGAAGAGGUUUUCAUACACCCCAACUUCACCUUAGAGACAGUAAGCUAUGACGUCGCCCUGAUAAAGCUGGCCACACCUGCCCAGCUCAACGAGAGGGUGUCCCCCGUGUGCCUGCCCCGUCCCUGUGACCGCUUCCGUCCUGGGACUGAAUGUGUCACCACUGGCUGGGGCUGGACGAGCGUUGACCCUCCUGACGCCUCCACCAAGCUGCAGCAGGCGGUCCUGCCUCUUGUAUCCACCAAGGAGUGCAAGAAAAUCUUUGGCGACCGGAUCACUGACCAGAUGAUCUGCGCCGGGGCCAAUGGCGUCUCCUCAUGCAUGGGUGACUCUGGUGGCCCCCUCAUGUGCAAGAAGAAUGGAGCCUGGACCCUGGUAGGCAUUGUGUCCUGGGGCGACCUAACCUGCCCCACCUCUACUCCCCUCGUGUACAGUCGUGUCACUGCAGUCAUGUCCUGGGUUUGGAAGAUCCUGGCUCAAUAUCCAUGUCCCUGCUUCAGCAAGCCCCAAUAA